This is a messenger RNA of Aspergillus alliaceus, 869 nucleotides long. RefSeq names its product GNAT family N-acetyltransferase. Bases 36 to 803 code for a protein of 255 amino acids. Lineage: Eukaryota; Fungi; Ascomycota; Eurotiomycetes; Eurotiales; Aspergillaceae. The record is from RefSeq and is a predicted model, not a curated record. Gene Ontology annotation, molecular function: acyltransferase activity, transferring groups other than amino-acyl groups. The transcript has a single exon.
GGUACUUCACCCCACACUCCAUCACAAUAAACAAAAUGGCAGCUACUCAGUUCUCCAUUCAACUAGCCUCGCCUGAGCACGCUCCCAUCCUCGGCAAGAUAAGUGGUGAUUCGUUUCUCAACGAUCGCCAUACCCAGAUGAAAGGCCUCGGAAAAGAUCCAUAUGACCUGGAAAGGUCGAUGGCAGCAGACAUACCUCGACAAGCUACAUCGCCCAAUAUCGUUCUCCUGGAAGCGGUGGAUAGUACAUCUGGAGAAGUUGCAGGGUGGGUAUCCUGGGGGUUUCGAGGAUUUACACCUGCGGAGAUUGCCGCAGUGCGACCUGGUGAAUUAUUCACGUUUGUGCAUAACUCUUCUGAGAAAGGUGAACGAGGGGAGGAAAAGCCUGCUGCAAAAGACCAGGAUGACACAUCAAGUGAGGUCGUGGAGGGUGACCCAAUCAAGCGACUAGAAGCCAUGACCGGAGCAGAUCUCAAACGCUGGAUGGACAAGGUCAUGCCGGAUGGCACCAAGUGCAUGUUUGUCAUAUCCCUCUGCGUGGCCCCUAAGUGGCAGUCUCGAGGAGUAGGAUCGUUGCUCCUGCAGUGGGGUACAGACACUGCCGAUUCAACCGGGGUAUUCAUGUGGGUACAUUCAUCGGCCGGUGCGUGGCAAAUGUAUCGAAGUCACGGUUUUGAAACGAUCGAAAAGCUCGAUGUCGACCUAGAUCAGUAUGCGCCUGCACCACCUCCUGAUAACGAGGAGAUAUGGGGACAUUAUGUGUUUCGGUAUAUGAUACGGUUACCCCAGGGCAGCCGUGGAUGAGCCUCCUCAUGAUUAAGGAUAUGUCAGCCAUAUCCAUUCAUUGUCUAUGCAGUUGGGACCCUAUAA